GGAAGACAACAGGAGCAGGAGCUGAGAACAUUCAUUAUAAACAAAAUCUUGACACUGACAUUUAUCAGGGAAGGAAUAGAUUUUGCGCAGGAUUUCAAAUCCACCGGAAAUUGGGGCACAUCUCUUUUUUGUCUCUCGUCGUUGGUUGUCCUUUUUUUUUUUUUUCUUUGCCUUUGUCAUCGCCAUCAGUUUGGUUCUUCUCCACAUUAAUUGUACUCUGGUCUUCCAUAAAGAUCGUCGCGGUGCGAGCUUUUUACUUUGUGUCUGUCUCGUGUUUUGGUUAAAUGUAAUUUGUCUCUAAACAAAAUUUUUUCCAAUUUAAGAAAAACAACUGCGAAUUUGGUUAUGCAAGAAGAAUAACCUCCCUCUUUUAAUUUAGCGGCGUUUUUUCUAUUUUCUUUCUAAUUUUCUUUAUUUUAUUUAGUAAAAUAACAAACAAAAAACCUUGACAAAGUACAAAGACAGCGGCGUUAGUUUAAAUGAGAAGUGAAUGGAAAUCGAUUUGUUCAGUGUUGUGGUAAAAGUUUCUAGGAAGGGUCCUUUGACAAUGAAUUGCCUGAAAAUGCUCCGAAAGUAAAACUAUACACACAAAAAAACAACGUGGGGAGGCUUGAUUUUUUUUAUUAAAUUGCAACUAAUUGGGAAUGCGGAUUGUAAUUGGAUCGUUAAACAAAUGGAGGAGGACGAAGCAAAUUUCGAGGACAACAUUUGGGCUGGCAUGCUAUGUGUUAUAUUCUUCUUCCUCAUUAUCUCAGUGCUAGCAUUCCCGAAUGGACCAUUCACACGACCGCAUCCGGCCGUUUGGCGAAUCCUAUUUGGAUGUUCUGUGCUCUAUCUGCUGGCGUUGCAAUUCCUUAUGUUCCAAAAUUACAAAACAAUCAUGAAUAUCUUCUAUUGGCUGGAUCCAAAGCUAAAAGAUUUUCACAUAAAUAUGGAUAAGGAAUAUGGAGUCAACUGUUCGGACAUCUCAUUUGAACGUAUCAAAAGCCAUCUGGAUGUCUUUGCCUGGGGUCAUUUCUUGGGUUGGGCUUUCAAGGCAAUUCUCGUCCGACACAUGGGAAUAUUGUGGGCCAUUUCAGUUAUGUGGGAAAUCACAGAAAUCACAUUCGCACAUUUGUUGCCCAACUUCAUCGAAUGCUGGUGGGAUGCUCUGAUAUUGGAUGUGCUUGUGUGCAAUGGCUUGGGCAUUUGGGUGGGUUUGAAAAUUUGUAAAAUACUUGAAAUGCGCGAGUACAAAUGGGCGAGUAUACGUGACAUCUCGUCGACAAGUGGCAAGAUAAAGAGGGCUGUGUUGCAAUUUACUCCAGAGAGUUGGACUAGCAUUCGAUGGUUGGAUCCGAAUUCGACAUAUAUGAGAUUUGCUGCUGUGUGUCAACUAGUUAUAUUCUGGCAGGUAACAGAAUUGAAUACGUUCUUUUUGAAGCAUAUCUUCGAAAUGCCACCCGAUCAUUAUAUUGUGAUUGGACGGUUGAUGUUUGUUGGAUUAUUUGUUGCACCCUCUGUGAGGCAAUAUUAUACAUACGCAACUGAUUCUCGUUGUAAGCGAGUAGGUACUCAAUGUUGGGUUUAUGGUGCCAUUAUGGUUUCUGAGGCAAUUCUUUGCAUUAAGAAUGGCCGAGAGCUAUUUGAAAGAACACAAGCAACAAACAUUAUUAUUUGGCUGUCGAUACAAGUUUUCAUUUCAAUUGGAUUCGUUUAUGGAUGUGUACUAUGGCAGAAAACAACUGCAAAGAAUAAACAACAAAAUUCUCCAACUAAGAAGGCAAAUGUAGAGUUCAGAGAUUCUGCUGUCCUCAGAGGGGAUUCAAAAGGUCCUAUCUAUUAUGUUCAUCCUAAAAUUAUAGCACAUGCACAUGGAAAAUUAAAUAAACCACGUGUUGAUGUUGUUGAUACAUCGUAUGAUAUUAAAAUAAAAAUCGUCUAGCAAACAGCAACAAAGUUUUAUACC
Molecule: messenger RNA, 1948 nt
Organism: Episyrphus balteatus (marmalade hoverfly)
Lineage: Eukaryota; Metazoa; Arthropoda; Insecta; Diptera; Syrphidae
Gene: l(3)77CDf
Product: phosphatidylserine synthase
Exons: 7
Coding region: 674-1924 (416 amino acids)
Biological process (GO): phosphatidylserine biosynthetic process
Molecular function (GO): L-serine-phosphatidylethanolamine phosphatidyltransferase activity
Source: RefSeq, a predicted model, not a curated record